Molecule: messenger RNA, 315 nt
Organism: Cylicocyclus nassatus
Lineage: Eukaryota; Metazoa; Nematoda; Chromadorea; Rhabditida; Strongylidae
Source: the annotation of a GenBank genome assembly
AUGGUUUCAACAAUAACUCCAGCUCUCACCAAGUCCGGAGCUACGGUAAUUUCCAGUCUGGGAAUGGGUGCGGAGGCUAAACGAGGUGUUGGUAAUGGCACAAGGGUGUCGAUGCUUUCUCCUAACAAGGCUUUCUCCUCUCUAGUAGUAGUAAGACUAGUAUCGUUGCGGCGGCAGUCAUUUGAAAUUUUUCACCUUUAUCUGGGAUAUUCUUCUAAUUAUGCAAUUUGCGAAGAAAAGAACUGGCUGAAGUUCUCCAAGAAAAAUACGUUAGGAGGAAGGAAGCAAAGGUUGGAACUGCUGAAAAUGCACUAA